CAGACGUGGGCAGAGUGUGGGGGUAUAGGAAGAGGAGAGAGCGGGAGGGUAGGUAGUAGUGUGUGUGAGGCUGUCAGACAGCAUGGUCUGGGUCUGAGGACAGCACAGGAAGACGCAGCAGCAGCAGCAGCCUCCAGAUCUCCAUGUAGACCAGUGUGGUGACAUCCACAGCUCACCUGGACCCGUCCACCCGUCAGCACCCACCCAGAGCAACACCCACCUCUUUCUGAGAAACAAGAGGAGGGAGAGGAGGACGAGGGGGGUGGGUCUGUUUAUCUUCUUUUUUUUUUCUUUUCUCAGUUUUUUGGUCUUGGGAGUAGGCUCCGGGCUGGACCGCAUGCAUGACACAACGCAAAGGCGAGAAACCCACCAUCAGCAUCCAGGAGCACAUGGCCAUUGACGUGUGCCCUGGCCCCAUCCAGCCCAUCAAGCAGAUCUCCGACUACUUCCCCCGUUACCCGCGGGGCCUCCCCCCUUCUGUGCCCCACCAACUGGUGGCCUCUACCCUUUCCAGCUCCGCGGCCGCCACCUCUGCCACCGCCGCUGCCGAAAGUGACCGCUCCAAUGAGGAUAAACCGGACCGGGCUUGUGCCGGAGCCUCCGCCUCCUUACAGGCCACCAAGAGGGACGAGGAGCCCGACGUGGAGGGAUACGACUCAGAUGACUCCACUACACUGGGGACCUUGGACUUCAGUUUGCAGUAUGACCAGGAGAACAAUGCACUGCACUGCACCAUUAAUAAAGCCAAGCUUCCUGUCCCCAGAUACAAGAAGGGGCUUAAGCCGAUGGACCACAAUGGGCUUUCUGACCCCUACGUCAAGUUGCACCUACUGCCCGGAGCCAGCAAGGCCAAUAAACUUAGAACCAAGACCCUGCACAACACACUCAACCCUGUCUGGAGUGAGACCCUGACCUACUACGGCAUCACCGACGAGGAUAUGGUCCGCAAAACACUCAGGAUUUCAGUGUGUGAUGAGGACAAAUUUCGCCACAACGAGUUCAUCGGGGAAACGCGAAUCCCCCUCAAGAAGCUGAAGCCCAACCAAAUCAAAAACUUCAACAACUGCCUGGAGAAACAGUUACCUGUCAACAAGACAGAAGACAAGUCCCUGGAGGAACGAGGACGCAUCAUGAUUUCUCUCAAGUACAACACCCAGAAGUCUUGCCUGGUAGUGGGCAUCAUACGCUGUGCUCACCUCGCCGCCAUGGACGCCAACGGCUUCUCUGACCCCUACGUCAAAACGUACCUGAAGCCUGACGAGAACAAAAAGUCAAAGCACAAGACUGCUGUGAAAAAGAAGACGCUCAAUCCAGAGUUCAACGAGGAGUUCUGUUACGACAUAAAAUAUGCAGACCUCACCAAAAAGACCUUGGAGGUAACCGUGUGGGACUAUGACAUCGGAAAGUCCAACGAUUUCAUAGGUGGUGUAUCUCUGGGUAUCAAUGCAAACGGAGAGAGGCUCAAACACUGGUUUGACUGCCUUAAAAACAAGGACAAGAAAAUUGAGCGCUGGCACACGUUGACCAAUGAAUUACCCGGAUCAUUAAAUGACUGAAGACCCACAUCCUGUCGUCCAACCUGUUGGCCCCCGUCCCUCCCCUGGCUGCACCAGAUAGGACUCCUGCCUUCACUGUCCUUACGCCUCCUCCCAGCUCUUCUUCUCUGGAUUUUCCUCAUGUUGGCCACAGUGACCUGUGACACCUCUUUGGGAAUAUAUUUCCUCUCAACAGGGCUCAGUUAAAAAUAUCCUUGCAUUUGUGUUCACAUGUACAACAGGGGGUUGCAUGGCUGCUCAGUUAUUUUUCUUUUAAGAGAAAUCAAAUCCACAAAAUGAAUCACGUGGAUGGUAGUGUUGAUUUUUAGGCUUCAUAAUUCUGAUUUCCUGUUUGAUCAGAGUAGAUAAAAAGGAGCAAAUGCUUUACUUUUGAUGAGAUCCUUCACAGCAGUUCAAAGAUUUACCAAUGAUUCAACAGUCCCUGAAACAGCACAAACAAACCCGUCAUACAGUCAUCUUGGUGGUGAAAGAGCGGAGAACCUAACAAAGGAUGUAGCAACAUUUUUAUACUGUCGGAGUCUGCAGGAAUGUUUAGUGGAAUAGUUCUCAUUUCGAUAUCUGAAGAUGUUGCACUUUAAUAUGAUUGUAAAGCUGUUAGGUAGUGAAGGUCCUGUUGUUCAUCACCCAUGUGAAUGGCUCUAUGACAACGGGCCAACUUCAAGUAGUUUGUAGAGAAACAUGGAGCAUUUAUCCUUUAGUGUGACUCCUACUGUACAAGUUAAGGCCUCAGUAUGCUUCAAACAAACCAGAUCGUACAUUAUGGAGUCUGACUGAGACUGUCCUCCAAGAAACUAGGGCUGCCCUGACUGAGAAUUUUCUGAGUUGACCAAUAGUCAUCAUUUAGGCCCAUUAGUGGACUCGUCUCCCGCAUGUUUACCAUAUUAAUUUAAUUAUUUUGGGCGGGGCAACACAAUGAUUUGAGUUCAAGGUCUGAGAAAGAAUAGUAUAGUAUAAGCAUACCAUCGACAUUCCCGAGGUUUUUGUGCCUAAACCAAACCAAACAUUAACCAUAGUGAUGUCACAUUAGAAAACAAACUUGACCCCAAUGCGAAAAGCCUGUCAUCAUCGCUUUCCCCUGGCCAGGGGCGGAGCCAUAUGUUGUUAACAAUGGGGCUCAGCCUGGGAGCAUGCUCCCAUGAUGGAAUUUUUCCCCAUUUACAGCAGCUAUAUGCAAUAUUUUUCAAGCCUUUUGAGACAAAAGAAUGACAAGGGAAAUUUGGGAAAAGCAUGAUAGUUGCCAAGGAAAGAAAAUCUUCCUGUGGAGCCUACAUCCUAUUUUGUAUUUAAUUGUUCUCCAACUGUCUUCAUCAUUCUGAAACCAUAACAGACCAAAUAUUUAGGAUGACUAAUUCUCACUCCUGCCACCUAAAAAGAGGCAAAAACUGUCUGAUGAUACUAUUUUUAAGUUACACAAGAUGGGUGGGAAUUUGGCGUAAACAGCAUUAAUCUUAAAACAUAUUCUCAUUACACCACGCUGGAGUCCGCCUCUGCUCCUGGCUGCAUCCCACAGUGAACACUUCUAAACUGUCUCUGCUAGAGGGCAAUAGUUGUGUUGUACAUGAUAUUACAAACAAAAAGUUUUAAAAAACGGUUGUGAGAAGAAUUAAAAAAAAAGAGAGCAAAGACAGCUUGAGAGAGAAGUUCAAAUGCUGCCUCUGGCUUUCAGACUGAGAACAGUAUUUCAAUAUGAUGUGGUGGUGGUGGUGGUGGUGGUGGUGGUGGUGGUGGGGUGUUUUAGGUGUUGGCGAGAUAAUGAAAUUCAGGAGGUUCACUUCCAAGGUAUAGAUCCAUGAAUUUAAAGGGUUAUUAAACAUGGAAACACUGCACAGUGGCUUAGAACAUCACAAAAAAGGAUGUCACGUCAAUCACAAGGCAAACAGCAGAAAUACGGUGUGUCCAUUCUGGCUUUGCGCUUGAUUGAAGUUAAAACUUCUGCAUAUUUUAAAAAGUUUUAAGAUGACCAUGAACUUUUUUGAUGGAGUCUUCUGUGUGGACAUCCCGCUGCCUCAGCAGAAUGGCCUCCUUCCCCGCUGUCUGCAGGCGUUCAUAUGUAAGACUGUCUGAGAGCCUCUCCACCAUCGAGGUCUCAGAUACUGGUACGCCAAUAAUUACGUUUGAAGUAUACUGAGGUCUUCAGUCCUCUUCCCAGUGAGCUGCAGAGCGGUUUGUUGGAGAGGAUUGGAGAGUUGGAGAGUAUCAUAAUCGCACCAACAACACCAAACAACACUAAAUCUAGUUCUCAAUGGUUAUAAGAUGUUUGCAGAUGAUAGCUAUAAGUUCAGUGUAGAGGAUUUUUUUAACAACUUAUGCUCAUCUGUAAAACUGGCAGCAUGUCACGUUACCAGAUUUCUGUCCAUUGAGCAAACUCUGUGAUACAAAAAUCAACUUUGCCUCCUAAAGCAACCCAGUCGCUAAAAUGAAUGUUGGCAUUGUACAUUUCUGCAACCCAGUGAUAAGUUACUUUUGCACGUUAUAAUGUAGCAGAUACACUGAAACUUUACUCUCAACAGUGCUGUGGUUAACAUGUUCUUGGGUUAUGUUUUGAAUAUAGCUACGUAUAGAUCAUGUUUUGGCUUAAAAUACUCUGGUUUUGGUGGCUUAAAGGCUGCUGGAAAGCACCAACGUCUUGGUACUAUCCCUGGUGCCAUGAUUGUAGAAAACAAGUGUUGCACACUCUGGCUCCCUAUGCAUUUCUUUAAUUUUGAUGACGUUUUGGCUUUUGGGGCUUCUUCAAGAUCAACAAACAUACUGAGACACAGGUACACUGAUCUGUUGAUAUGGACCACACUUUUGUUACACAGCUGAUGACGAUUAGGUGAUCCUGCCACAGCAUUAGGUUGAGCAAAUCACAGUCACAUACAGAGUCACACAGCUGACAGUGGUUAGAUAAUGAUGCCAAAGCAUUAGGCUGAGAACAAAAAAAAAAAAAAAAAAACCCCACAAUUUUGAGGCCCUCAGCAAAUCAAGACCUUUAAGGCAAAAUGUUGUCAGGAGCUACAGCUAAUCGAGUCAUCAAAACAAAUGACAGCCACCACAUAUUCUACCACAUUUCACACUAUCCCUGGUGGCAACACGGUGACCAGUGGCUUAAAAAGACUCACAGUUAUUGCCUUAUCUGCUGUCUGCCGUAUACCGUAAAAGCCAACACAUUCUCACUCCGACCUCGUCACAUAUGGACGUCUGGUCAUGGACUUUCCACGUU
Epinephelus lanceolatus (giant grouper) is the source of this 4758-nucleotide messenger RNA. It is a transcript of the gene doc2b, whose product is annotated as double C2-like domains, beta. Gene Ontology annotation, biological process: regulation of calcium ion-dependent exocytosis; spontaneous neurotransmitter secretion; exocytosis. NCBI's taxonomy places the organism in Eukaryota, Metazoa, Chordata, Actinopteri, Perciformes, Serranidae. The record is from RefSeq and is a predicted model, not a curated record. Gene Ontology annotation, cellular component: synapse; membrane.